AUGGCCAACGGGGCUGUUACAAUGCGUUCUCGUCUCGAGAACCACGCUCGAUCACUCCCCAGCUCUCGAAGAGAACGGUACUGCGGCCUGGUAAACUACGGUAACACUUGCUACGCGAACUCGAUCAUCCAAGCGCUUUACUUCUGCGAACCGUUUCGUCGGGAAGUUUUGACUUUCUUCGCCGAGCUGCAGCGUCGACGCGAACGCGGACGUCGAACCAAGUCUGGUGUGGCGCUGGGCGACCUGAUCCCCGACAACUAUCCCUACCGCAAUAACCAAGCCGGGUAUCGGGAGAACGUGCUAACAGCACUGGCGGAUCUCUUUGCAGAGCUCCACGGCCUCAAGGGAAAGAACUCGAACGGUCCCGUUGUAAGCGUGUCUGUGGCGGCACUUGCUCGACAUUCUCCGAACACAGGCGUGCUUGACGGCACAGUACUGGCUCCACAGACCGCCACGUACACCGGUCUGGUUGAACCGCGGAACUUCAUCGCCCGAGUGCGACAAACGAGUGACCUCUUCGCAGGCUACAUGCACCACGACUCUCAUGAAUUCUUGAAUUUUCUUUUGAAUCAGUGCUCUGAACUUUUGAAGGAGGAGCACCGAAUGCACCUGUUGGCGUCUGAGCCUAGCCAAGGCGGCGUGAGCUCAGAGGAGCAGUUUACAACGUUCGUCGAGCGCAUUUUCCAAGGCGAGCUCGUCAACGAAACGCGAUGUCUGGGCUGUGAGACGAUAACGCGGCGUGAAGAGCAUUUUUUGGACUUGAGUCUUGAUAUUGAGCAGCAUAGUUCUAUAUCUGCCUGCUUAAGAAACUUUUCUGCCCAUGAGAUGUUGCGUUCUGGCGACAAGUUCUAUUGCAACGUCUGUCGAACGCUGCAGGAGGCCGAGAAACGCAUGCUCAUUCGCAGAGUGCCUCAAGUUCUGGCGCUGCAUCUGAAGCGUUUCAAAUUUCUCGAGGCGAACAUGAAGCUCUUGUACAAGAAACUGAAUUAUCGCAUUUCGUUUCCGAUGGAGCUUCGCGUUUGCAACGUCAGUGAUGACGCCGAGGACGUGGAUGGCCUCUACGAGCUAUUCUCUGUGGUGGUGCACGUGGGUGCAGGCCCCAGCCAUGGACAUUAUGUUACGCUGGCUAAGAGCAGCGGCGGCAUCUGGAUGCUCUACGACGACGACCAGGUAGAGGUUGUGGAGGACUACUCCCUCCAGGAAGUGUUUGGCAUCUCAGAGAGUGGCCAGAGCGUUACCGGUUCAUGCUCUAGCGAUUGCGGUUAUAUUCUGUUCUAUAUCCGGCGAGAUGCGGAGUCAUCGAAUGGCGCAAAUGAUUGCGAACACCAUCCGGUCGCUUGA
Molecule: messenger RNA, 1341 nt
Organism: Cyanidioschyzon merolae strain 10D
Lineage: Eukaryota; Rhodophyta; Bangiophyceae; Cyanidiales; Cyanidiaceae
Product: ubiquitin-specific protease
Exons: 1
Coding region: 1-1341 (446 amino acids)
Biological process (GO): protein deubiquitination
Cellular component (GO): nucleus; cytosol
Molecular function (GO): cysteine-type endopeptidase activity; cysteine-type deubiquitinase activity
Source: RefSeq, a predicted model, not a curated record